AUGGAAAGUAUGGAAGAAAAUCAAGGAUUAAAACUUGUUGACGAUACUUCUCGCAGUACGAAUAUUCCUAACAAUGACGAAAAAACCAACAAUGAUGAUGAUAACAAUAAGCUUGGAAUUGAAGAUAAUAACAAGCUUGAGGAUAUCCAAAUUAAAGCCAAUGAAGAAGAAUCAAUCGCAUUCAAAUUACAAUUUGAUGAAAUUUUAAUUGCCGCAAAAUUGUUAGAAAAUGCUAAAUCAAAUAACAAUAAUCGUUAUUAUAAUUCGCACGCAAAGACAAAUUCUUUAUCUUUAUUAAAUAAUAGAAGAAUAUCUGAAAUUGAAAAUUCAUAUUUCACACAUCAAAAAUCUUAUACUUACCAAUCAUCAUUAAAAUAUCAUAAUUAUCAUAAUCAAGCAAAACACAAACGUAACAAUUCUUCAAUUCCAAAAUUAAAUCUUAACGGAAUCAGCAACAAUUCAUAUUAUCCAACAACAACAAACAGAAAUGUUAAACUGAAUCCUUUGUCAUCAACUCCAUAUGUUAGUUAUGAUGUAUUUGAUGAAUUGAGCUUUGAUGAUGCAUUUGGUUUAAAAUCUUCUUUAAAAGAAUUUGAUUAUAAAUUUAAUAAUAAUAGACAUGAUUCAGAUUGGGAUUCAUUAUCCAGUGGUCAAGGAUAUCCACCACUUACCCCGUCUUCAAUUCAUUCCUCAUCCUCCUCAUUUUCUCCGA
Entrophospora sp. SA101 is the source of this 712-nucleotide messenger RNA. Lineage: Eukaryota; Fungi; Glomeromycota; Glomeromycetes; Entrophosporales; Entrophosporaceae. The record is from the annotation of a GenBank genome assembly.